This is a messenger RNA of Aedes albopictus (Asian tiger mosquito), 1883 nucleotides long. RefSeq names its product adenosine deaminase 2. The coding region runs from base 215 to 1687 and encodes 490 amino acids. Gene Ontology annotation, biological process: adenosine catabolic process; inosine biosynthetic process. NCBI's taxonomy places the organism in Eukaryota, Metazoa, Arthropoda, Insecta, Diptera, Culicidae. The record is from RefSeq and is a predicted model, not a curated record. Gene Ontology annotation, molecular function: adenosine deaminase activity. The transcript has 2 exons.
AACGAGAAGUGGCUCUCCGCGAUUGAACGGGCUCAGUCCCAACUCGAACCCAACGCAGUCAAGGUCUAGUCAACCGUUUCGUACCGUUUUUCGAUUAAUGCUUGGCGAUCGUUACUGAGCGGCGGUGUGGACACGUUUCGCAAGUUCAAGUGCUCGGACGGAAUACAAAUAUUGCAGUUGAGUGUGCAAUCGAAAACAAAAAUUAGGGCAAACGAUGUCUCGCGUUUCGUACGAAGAAUUCCUGGCGCAGCGUGCAGAGUUCGUUGGCCAGGAGGAAAGCCGUGCCCUCGGCUCUGAUGUGGUGCUUAACGAAGAUGAACAGAAGGUCAACGAGUAUCUGAUGACACUGAAGAGGGCCGAAUUGGAAGAGGGAUUCAAGUCUCCAAUCAAGUUUGCCCCAUCCCGUCACUUCUUCACGGUUCUGGAUCAAAUCAAGAACUCGCCGCUUUUCCAGUUGAUUCAGAAGAUGCCCAAGGGUGGUAUUCUACAUGCCCACGAUACUGCCAUUGGAAGCAUGGAAACUGUUAUAAAAGCCACCUACCAGAAGUUCCUUUGGCAGAACGGAGAAUUUGGACGACCCAACCCUCCGCAUUUCAAAUUCUCCAAAACUCAACCAGAAACGCUGGAAGGCGUCGAGUGGCGAUCGGUUGCCGAUGUGCGAAAAGAGCUGGGCAAUGAAGGGUUUGACCAGAAUCUUAGAGAGCUUCUGUCACUGUUCGUACCCGAUCCAGAAGUGGUGUACCCUUGCAUAAACCACGCUUGGGGAAGGUUCUUCAGCAUGUUCAUUUCCCUGGAGCCAAUCGUAACCUUCAGACCCGUUUGGGAGGAAUACUUUACCAAUACGCUGAAAGAACUACAUGCAGACAAUGUCACAUAUCUUGAAUUCCGAGGAGUUCUUCCCCCAGUGUACGAUCUGGAGGGAAAAGUCUAUUCCCCCGAAGAAAUAGUCCAAAUCUAUUACGACCUUUCGGAAAAGUUCAAGCAACAACAUCCCGACUUCGUGGGGGUGAAAUUCAUCUACGCUCCGAUCCGUGCUGCCGAUGACGCUACCGUCGAUGGAUACCUAAGGGAAGCGGAAAACUUGCACAAGAAGUUCCCCACCUUUGUGGCUGGAUUCGAUCUGGUCGGACAGGAGGACUUGGGCCGACCGCUGACGGAUUUCAACGAGCGGCUGCUGAAGAUGAGCCCCACCAUUCAGUUCUUCUUGCAUGCGGGAGAAACCAACUGGAACGGAUUGUCCACCGAUGAAAAUCUGAUUGACGCCGUCCUGCUCGGAGCGAAACGCAUUGGCCACGGAUUCGCCGCCGUCAAGCAUCCCCGGGUGUUGGAGGAGCUGAAGAAACGCAACAUCUGUAUCGAGCUGAACCCUGUUUCCAAUCAGGUCUUGAAGCUGGUGGAUGACUGCCGGAACCACGUGGGCGCCAUUUACUUCUCGGAUAACUAUCCGGUUGUGGUAUCGUCGGAUGAUCCCGCUUUCUGGUGUGCCUCGCCGUUGUCGCACGAUUUCUACGUUGCCUUCCUGGGGUUGGCUUCGGCUCGACAGGAUCUUCGUUUGUUGAAAAAGCUCGCAUUGAACUCGAUCGAGUACAGCGGAAUGACCAAGGCGGAGAAGGUGGAAGCCAAGCACAAGUGGAACAUUGCCUGGAAUCACUUCAUCGAUCAGACGCUCCAGACAAUUUCCCAGUGAACGAGAUGACAUCUUUACAGUUCAGUAUUCUUGUGCCAUUGUGAAUUCAUCCGUCAGCAUGUGGGAUGGGGGAUAUCAGAUUGGGCAUCACUCUGCCACGUGAAACCCAAAUUCAAUGUUAUCUCGAGCCGUAUCAUCUCCUAUGAGUGCUGUUAUCAAGGGGGACAAUAAAAUUUGGAAUUGCCUUGGCAGUGAA